Scheffersomyces amazonensis is the source of this 754-nucleotide messenger RNA. RefSeq lists its product as uncharacterized. The transcript has a single exon. The coding region runs from base 147 to 707 and encodes 186 amino acids. The record is from RefSeq and is a predicted model, not a curated record. Gene Ontology annotation, cellular component: dynactin complex. NCBI's taxonomy places the organism in Eukaryota, Fungi, Ascomycota, Pichiomycetes, Serinales, Debaryomycetaceae.
GGACAGUAAGCAGCACUACUCACUCCGAAGAAAGAUCUUACGAUAUUCUUUCGAUCGGUGCCUUAAAGUUUACUUUUCUCAGUAACUGUCUAUUUUUUCGCUACUGAUCUACCGCUAAAUCACAACACACUAAAUGAAGACAGGGUAUGUUGUCCACAGCAUGGAUUGAGACAGUUACUUCCAAUAGGAUCUCAAAGCUGGCCCAUAUCACCGGGUCAGAUAGAAUCAUAAUUAGUGGCAAUUCAACCAUUCAUCCAGGAGUCAUACUUAGAGGAGAUGUAGAACUCUUACCUUCACAAUCAAAUCCUACUGCCAAUCCUACCACUAUCAUGUUAGGUAAAUAUUGUUAUUUAAAGCAAGAUGCUUCUAUUACUCCUCCAGUAAUUAAACGUGCUGAAGAUAAAGUAUGGCAUGGUCCAGUAAAUAUAGGAGCUUAUACAGUAAUUGGUACCAAUUCAAUUAUUAAACUGGCUAAUAUUGGUAAUCGAGUAAUUAUUGAAGAUGAAUGUGUACUUAAUAAUCUCAGUAUUGUAUAUGAUUGUUGUAUAAUUCGCCAGGGAACAAUAAUCCCUGAAAAAUUCGUAAUUCCUCCCUACAGCGAAGUUAAGGGAACGCCAGGAAAAGACUUUACUAUAACCAAUCUUAAUCCGGGUUACAAGUCUUUGAUUGAGUUGGAAGCCAAACAAUUACAAAUCUUAGGCAAUUAGCAUUUAUGUAUGUACAUAUACAUAUACAUAUAUACAUAUAUACAUAU